AUCGAUGUCGUUAACUAUCGAUUGUUUUUACAUGUCUCUUUUUUUCCAAUUGCGGGUGAAGCAGAAAAAAGCGAAAAUUCAAGAGAAAAAUGUAAAUUGUGCUUUAUUUUGGGAUUUGAGUGAUUUUCAAGUGUGCAGAUAGUUUGCAGAAAUAGUCAGGGAAGAUUUUGGUGCAAAAAUGUCGCUUUUUCGGAAGCCAAAAAAGCCCAUACAGCGACGUGUUUUUGGGAGCUACGACGACGACGAAGAUGCGGAAAACAAUGAGGGCAUUCAGGGCAAGGAUAAUGCCGAAAAGGGCACAAUUAGCAGCGAUCAGGGCUUCCGGAAGCAUAAAAAAGACAAGAAGGAGAGAGAAUCGGCAAAACCCACACUUUUGAGCUUUGACGAUGAAGAGGAGGGCGAGGAGGUGUUCCAGGUGAAAAAGUCUUCUCACAGCAAGAAGGUCAUGAAGAAGUUGGAUAAGCAGCGUCGUAAGAAGAAUCGCGCAGACAGCGACAGCACGUCCGGACAAUCCGGAACAUUAGACCGUCCAUCGAGGGAAGCUCCAGCGGCGUCAUCCCACGGAACUCCUUCCGAGUUUAAUAACAAACAAAAAAAUAAAAAGGAAUUAAAAGAUAAUUCCAAUAGUGUCCAAACCGAAAUACGCACAGACGACUUUGUGCUGGUCAUCAAAAAGUCUGAACCCGAUGGAAUGGUACUCAAUGGAAGGGCAGCUCUGUGUGCUGGACGUGACGAUAUGUCCUCCGAGGACGAAGAGAGCUCUGAGCGAGAAAAGAAAGAGCCUCAACCGGGUAAUCAUAAAUUCACACCUCUGGAUAGCUUUAAGAAAGUUCUCGAGAGUGGGAAGAUUCCUGAUGCUGCCAUGAUUCAUGCAGCUAGGAAGAGACGACAAAAGGCCAGAGAAUUGGGUGAAUUUAUUCCCAUUGAGGAGAAACCGGAUGAGGCUAAGCCUCGUCGAUGCGAUGAGAAUGCCGACGAUGAUGGCUCCGAGGAGGAGGAACGAAUUGAUAUGUCUGCCAUAACGGGUGUUAAAGAGCGCGAGGAACGCCGUGAGAAAUUCUAUUCGGUUCAGCAAGAGAUGUCCGAUGAUUCGGAUUUGGAGAUGAAUGAAUGGGAGAAUCAGCAAAUCCGGAAGGGUGUUACCGGUACGCAGCUUGCUCUGGCACAGAAUGAAUCAAUCUUCUCGCAGUACAUGAUUCAGCCAACAAGUGUGGUGGCUCCGGAGCAAAAUAUGUCCACGGGGGCGCUCCUGGAGCAAGCGUACGCCCGGAAUUGCCUUGAGAAGCCAAAGCAAAUGCUUGCGAGUAGUACAAAGAGCGAAAGCAAAUCAAGUGGACCAAGAAUGCCACAAGAAAUCCUGCAGAAGGUACGAGAUAGAUUGACGCAGGUGAAGGAUCUCAAUGCGAAGCACGUGAGGGAUAUUGAGGAAAUGACCAAGGAGAUUAAAAUGAUGAAGAUCGAGGCGAUUGAUUGUGAACAGAAAGCACCCGUUGCCGCUGCCAAAUAUCGAUUCUAUCAAGAAUUACGUGGGUAUGUCUCAGACUUGGUUGAAUGCUUAGACGAAAAGGUACCUCUAAUUGUGGAACUGGAGAAGAAGGCAAUUGGGCUCAUGGCGAAACAUGCAAACCACCUAAUUGAGCGACGUCGACAGGAUAUUCGUGACCAAGCAAAGGAAAUAUCCGAUUCAGCGAAACCUGGAAGUAGCAGGAAGGGAGACGAUGAGGAGCACGUCCGACGAGCUGCAGAGCGAGAAGGACGUCGUACGCGUCGUCGUCGUGAUCGGGAACGCAACAGCAUGAAUGAGAGUCAUUUGGAUGGGAUGUCGAGCGACGAUGAGAUAUCUGAUCAUGAUCUAGCUCAGUACAGGGCGCAAUUGGAACAGAUUUCCAGCGAAGCGGAGGAACUCUUCUUGGAUGUAGCUGAUGACUUUUGUCAAAUCCCCGAGAUUCUCAUGAAAUUCCACGCAUGGAAGCAGACUGAUUCGGCGGCAUACAGAGAUGCAUACGUUAGUCUCUGCUUGCCCAAAAUCAUCGGACAACUCAUCAGGUUGCAAAUGGUCACGUGGAAUCCACUCAGAGAUCACUGUCCGGACAUUGAGAAGAGCCCGUGGUACUCUGUGUGCAUGAUGUACGGCUUCACGGAGACAGAGACGGAAGAAUCUCUGUCGAUAGAUCCCGAUGUGACCCUUGUGCCAGUUCUCGUGGAGAAAAUAAUCCUGCCCAAGCUGACGGAACAAAUUGAAAAUUGUUGGGAUCCAAUGUCAACGUCGCAAACACUGCGACUUGUGGGAUUAAUUAAUCGUCUCUAUCAUGAGUAUCCAUCUCUUCGGCCAUGUUCGAAGUCAUUAACAACACUCUUCAAUGGAAUACUCGAUAAAAUAAAAGCAUCUCUGGACAACGAUGUUUUCAUCCCAAUUUUUCCCAAACAAUCACAAGAUGCGAGAACGUCUUUCUUCCAGCGUCAAUUCUGCAGUGGAUUGAAGCUAUUCCGUAACAUCUUGAGCUUGCAGGGUAUCUUAUCGGAUGCCUCACUGCGGGAUGUUGCCAUUUCGUCACUCCUCAAUCGUUACUUAUUGUCCGCGAUGCGUGUUUGCUCACCAACAGACGCAAUUGCGAAGGCGCACGUGAUUGUGUAUACGUUGCCGAGGGUAUGGCUGCAGUCGCAGAGCAGUGAUUUCAAUCCCAGCAUGGAUAUGUUUGUACAAUUUCUCAAGUUCGUGGCCAAUCAGUUGGAUAAGCGGAAUCCCAUUCAUUUGGAUUCAAUGGAGAAAAUCAUAAAAAUUCUCAAUAGUCUACAUGCAACACUUUAAUAAAAAAAAAUUACUGGGAAUGCAAUUUAACAAACAAAAAAAGUGAAAUAAAGAAUUAAUAUACAAAUUUUAACAUAAAAGUUAGUUAACUCAAACAUUUCCCAAAAUUCUGUAAAAAAAAAAAGAUUUAAUAAGAAGAAAAAAACAUUAAACAAAACUUUUUGAUUAACUAUUCAUUUGAUGAUCA
This is a messenger RNA of Lutzomyia longipalpis, 2996 nucleotides long. RefSeq names its product PAX3- and PAX7-binding protein 1. Gene Ontology annotation, biological process: mRNA splicing, via spliceosome. Lineage: Eukaryota; Metazoa; Arthropoda; Insecta; Diptera; Psychodidae. The transcript has 9 exons. The record is from RefSeq and is a predicted model, not a curated record. The coding region runs from base 179 to 2809 and encodes 876 amino acids. Gene Ontology annotation, cellular component: nucleus. Gene Ontology annotation, molecular function: DNA binding.